Messenger RNA from Castor canadensis (American beaver), 516 nucleotides. RefSeq names its product neuromedin U (gene Nmu). Gene Ontology annotation, cellular component: terminal bouton. NCBI's taxonomy places the organism in Eukaryota, Metazoa, Chordata, Mammalia, Rodentia, Castoridae. The record is from RefSeq and is a predicted model, not a curated record. Gene Ontology annotation, molecular function: neuromedin U receptor binding. Gene Ontology annotation, biological process: positive regulation of synaptic transmission; neuropeptide signaling pathway; positive regulation of smooth muscle contraction.
AUGUUACGAACAGCGAGCCGCCUCCCCGGGCCGCACCCGGGCCAGGUGGCCUCCGUGUCCCCACUCCUGCUGCUGCUGCUCGCCUGCUGCGCGGGUGCCUGCCGAGGUGCUCCACUAUUACCUCAAGGAUUACAGCCUGAACGAGAACUACAACUUUGGAAUGAGAUAGAUGAUGCUUGCUCAUCCAUUCUGUCUGUUGAUUCUCAGCCUCAGGCAUCCACUGCACUGAGGGAGCUUUGCUUUAUGGUGAUGGGGAUUCCACCAAAGCCUCAGGAGCAAGAUGAAAAAGAUAACGUUAAAAGGUUCUUAUUUCAUUAUUCGAAGACACAGAAGUCGGGCAGUUCAAAUGUUGUGUCGUCUGUUGUGCAUCCGUUGCUGCAGCUCCUUCCCCGACUGCAUGAGAGAAGGAUGAAGAGGUUCAAAGUGGACGAAGAAUUCCAAAGUCCUUUUGCAAGUCCAAGUAGAGGAUUCUUUUUAUUCAGGCCACGCAAUGGGAGGGCAACAGGUUUCAUUUAA